UUAGUUUCACCUCCUUUCAAAGACGAAAAGAAGAAGAAGAAGAAGAAGAAGAGGGGGGGGAAAACAAGCCUCCUUUGGAUGUUCUUCCCCUUCCUGAGACGUUCAUUUCCGCACCUGUCAUUAGAAGAGAACCGGGAGGGGGGCGAGCGACAAGGGCACCGAGAGAGAGCCGGCAAAGGCGCACCGAGAGGCGGCCACCUCGUGAAGGACACACACCCCCCCCCCCCCCUCUCCCUCCACCUCCCUUUUCCCCCCUUUUAAGAAACAUGCUGCUGUGGACCAGAAUAGUCCUGGUCGCCGUCGCCUGCUCGUCCUUGGCGGUGUCCCCCGGCAUGGGAUGCGGACCGGGCCGGGGCUACGGCCGGAGGAGGCACCCCAAGAAGCUGACACCUCUCGCCUACAAGCAGUUCAUCCCCAACGUGGCCGAGAAGACCCUGGGGGCGAGCGGCCGCUACGAGGGCAAAAUCACGCGCAACUCGGAGCGAUUUAAAGAGCUCACGCCCAACUACAACACGGACAUCAUCUUCAAGGAUGAGGAGAACACCGGCGCCGACCGGCUCAUGACUCAGCGGUGCAAGGACAAGCUGAACUCGCUGGCCAUCUCCGUGAUGAACCAGUGGCCCGGCGUCAAGCUGCGAGUCACCGAGGGCUGGGACGAGGACGGCCACCACUUCGAGGAGUCCCUCCACUACGAGGGCCGGGCGGUGGACAUCACCACGUCGGACCGGGAUAAGAGCAAGUACGGCACCCUGUCCAGGCUGGCGGUGGAGGCCGGUUUCGACUGGGUCUACUACGAGUCCAAAGCCCACAUCCACUGCUCGGUGAAAGCAGAAAACUCCGUGGCGGCCAAGUCCGGAGGCUGCUUCCCGGCAUCCUCCACGGUCACGCUCCAGGACGGCUCCACCAAACCGCUGAAGGACCUCCAAAGCGGGGACAAGGUCCUGGCAGCGGACGCCGAGGGCAGGUGCCUCUUCACCGACUUCCUCACGUUCAUCGACCGGGACUCGACCACGCGGCGGCUCUUUCACGUGGUGGAGACAGACGCGGGCCACCGGAUCGCGCUGACCGCCGCACACCUCCUCUUCGUGGUCAACAACUCCACCGGGAGCCGCGGAGCUUCGGCGGUGUUCGCCAGCCAGGUGCGGCCGGGCCACGAGGUGCUGGUGCCGGACGGCGAGCGACUCCGGCGGGUGACCGUGGCGCGGAUUUCCACGGAGGAACACGUGGGCUCCUACGCGCCGGUGACCGCGCAAGGCACGCUGGUGGUGGACCGGGUGCUUGCGUCCUGCUACGCCGUGGUGAGCAGCCACGAACUGGCGCACUGGGCCCUGGCGCCGCUCCGGCUCGCCCAUUGGGUGUCAUCGGUGCUCUCCGGCGCGCAGACCCGUAACCAUACGCAUGAGGACGGCAUGCAUUGGUACUCCGAGGCGCUCUAUCACUUAGGAACGUGGCUCUUGGACCCUCACGCCUUGCAUCCACUCGGCGUGUCCAGCUGAAACCAGACUUGAGGACCAGACUUUUCCACACACGAAAAAUAAAUAAAUACAUACAUAAAUAAAUAAAUAAAUAAAUAAAUGUAGGACUCUUCACUAGAUGAAAUAAUAAUAAUUCAUUAAAAAAAAAAAAAAAAAAAAAAAAAAAAAAAAAAAAAAAAAAAAAAAACCUCGACAAAGGCCCCAUGCAGUUGGAGUUGAUGAUGGGAUAUUUAUUAUUAUUAUUUCUGUGACUUUUCUAUGAUGAUGACGACGCGUUCCCCUUUCAAAGAACGAAUGGAGCCUUAAAAGAGAGAAAGAGAAAAGUUUGAAUAAUUUAUUCUCACAUGAACUGAUGGCUGCGGAGAAAAGUGUGCAUAAUCUAUUUUUGUAUAUGUCCAAUGCAAAACCAACAAAGAAGACAAAAAAAAAGUCAAUAACGGCAAAGAGAAACAACACGAAGCUAACUCUUGACAGGUUGUAAUGUUCAUAAUGUGCAUAUAUACAUAUAUAUAUAAAUAUAAAUAUAUGUGUGCAACUGACUGUUAUAUUUUGGGGGAAGAACAAACUUGGCGGGGUUCCAUAAAUUAUAUUUUUAUACACAGAAUUGUAAAUUAGAUUUUGACAGAUCGCUACCGAAUUUGAAAUAGUGUAAAGAUAUGAGAAUAUAUUUUAAUUUAAAUACAGUAGUAUUGGGGAAAGUGAUGGAAAAUUAAGAAGAAAAAAAAAUGAAAAAUCUUGUACUUUUUUGGGGGGAGGGGGGGUUGUCAGAGAGAGAUAUUCUGCCUCAUGUCUGCAUUCUUAAUUUUUUUGGUUGCUAUUAUUGAUUUUAUUUUCGUUUUCCUCUGAGAAAAACAAAAAACAAAUGCAGAUUCUGACAAUUCGGUAACAGUUACAAGCCGUACUGCUUCGUUGACAAAAUUAAUAAGUAACUAAUGUAAAUGUACUAAAAAUGUUUUUUUCCUUUUUUUUGUCCUCCAUAUUUUAAUAAUAAAAAUAAUCAUAGGGAAAUAGUUUUAUAGAGAUGUGGCAGACGCACAGUUUGGGUAGUAUAUAUACAUAUAUAUGUAUAUGGACAGAGCAUACCAGUUAACUUUCAUAACAGGGCGAUGUGUCGACAACAAAUGUCUAGAGUUUAUUUAUAUGUUUAUUACGAAAAUGAUGAUAAAGAAAAUGUGUUCAAACUUGGGUUUUAUGUCUUUUCCUGAAUUUUUGGGGGACUUAUUAGGUGAUAAAAACAAACGUGUGAAAGUAGAGAAGGGUUUGAAAGAAAGGGCAAAAAAUCAAAAAUAAAAUAACGCGCGCCUUCCCAAAAAAAUGGACAUAUUGCACUUUGAGAAACCUUUCACGUGCUUGUGAAAUGUGGCGCGCUCUCGUCAAAUGUGACGAGCUUUGCCCUCUGCAAAUAACCUCCAUCUCGGCACACACAAAGCGUGUUUGUUGGCCGCCUUUGAACGCUUUAUAGGCUUAUUAAACCUCCGGGACGUCCUCAAACGUCAUCGAUCGCCAGUUUCGGACGAUAUUGAAGGUGCAAGUGUGAAUUCUCUUUGGAUUAUUUUAGCGGGGAUGAUGAGGUUCUCGUUGAAGGAAGUUUGGGUUAAAAAUUGGGCAGGCGCGACACCGUGUGGAAUACUGACGGGAGUGCAACAUAGGAACGCUGAAGGGGAAAUUGCUGGGGUUUUUUCGGUUAAAAAAACACCACCAGAUUUAAAAUAUAUAUAUAGAUAUAAUAAUAAAUAGCAACAACAACAAAAAAUACUUCAAAGAAGACAAAAUUCAGUCAAAUUUUAUAAUUUUUUUGGACACCCCUGACUUAGUAGGGAAAUUAUUUCGAUCAAGUAAAAAGUACCCACAGAAAACCUAUAUUGACCUAAAAAUGAGACUACAUAAUUUUUAAUUACUCUUUAAAUGUUUUAGUUUAUAUGGCAGACUUGCCCAAAUGCUUAUAAUAAUAAUAUCCUACAUUGCUGGAUCUCUGUUUUAAUACAAUUUGAUUCAUCAAGCAGGCACCGUUUUAUGUACGUUAUGCCAACACUCAUAUUUUCCAUCUGUGUGAAACGCGGAUAUCGAAAGGUCAAUGUGGCCACAUCAAGUAGCGGAAAAUACUUCACAAAUCCAUUUUGUCCUUAAAUGUUCCUACUGACGCAUUGGCCGCCAUAGAUCCAGUUCAGUCCUGUCAUGUAGAUUGCUUCUCAUAAAUUAUUGUUCACAAAUCUGGCUAAAUCUGUGUUGGUGCGCACUACUCCAUUGCCAAAACAAUCCCUCCACCUCACAGGUUCGGCAUAUCAAGAUGCUGAUUAGAGAGCAUAUUCUUAUUGGGGGCAGUCUACGGCACACCUCAUGUGCAAUAAAUGUGCUGCACUGCGUGAGGCAGAAUAUGGUGUAGCUGCUCAUUUUAGAGUGGCCUUUUAUUGUGGGCAGCCUAAGGUACACGUACAAUAAGAACACUUUCUAAACGAGGUGGAUGGAUUAUCUGGGCAACGGAGCAGUGCUGCUCAGAUUUUUGAUUUUUUUAUAAUUUGUGAGAGAAAAAAGCUCAAAGCUCUAAGACAAAGUCUUAGAGCUUUGAGUUCAGUUCAUGAAAAAUGGGAACAAAAACAAAAGUGUUGCAUUUAUAUUUUUGCCCAGUAUGCAUUCACUCCCUUCAUUUGAAAACUGAUAUCUGUACUUGAGUAUUUAUUUUUCAGAUGACUUUUUCCUAUUACAUGUCGGGGUUACAUACUCUUUAAUAGUAAUGUAAGAAGCAUUCCUAAAAUGAUUAAAGCCAACCCUUCAAACAAGGUAAACCAGGCCACGACUGCGAAGUGUUGCAACACGAGCAGGAAUUCCACGUCUUGCUCUCAGGUUGCCCACAUUGUGUGUACUUGUUGAUAUUGUGAGGUGGAAACUUUUUUU
Molecule: messenger RNA, 4367 nt
Organism: Phycodurus eques (leafy seadragon)
Lineage: Eukaryota; Metazoa; Chordata; Actinopteri; Syngnathiformes; Syngnathidae
Gene: shha
Product: sonic hedgehog signaling molecule a
Exons: 3
Coding region: 267-1496 (409 amino acids)
Biological process (GO): cell-cell signaling; intein-mediated protein splicing; protein autoprocessing
Molecular function (GO): calcium ion binding; patched binding
Source: RefSeq, a predicted model, not a curated record